Bathycoccus prasinos is the source of this 1338-nucleotide messenger RNA. RefSeq names its product ammonium transporter. Gene Ontology annotation, cellular component: membrane. Gene Ontology annotation, molecular function: ammonium channel activity. Lineage: Eukaryota; Viridiplantae; Chlorophyta; Mamiellophyceae; Mamiellales; Bathycoccaceae. The record is from RefSeq and is a predicted model, not a curated record. Gene Ontology annotation, biological process: ammonium transmembrane transport; ammonium homeostasis. Bases 1 to 1338 code for a protein of 445 amino acids. The transcript has 3 exons.
AUGGCGGAUCUUACAACAAAAGAAAUACAGGAAAAUCUCGAUAUAUUAUGGCUGUUAAUCGGAGCGUAUCUUGUAUUUUUUAUGCAGUGUGGCUUUGCCCUGCUUGAAGCCGGUUCUGUUCGAGCAAAGAACACGAAGAAUAUUUUGCUAAAAAAUGUUCUCGACGCUUGUUUGGGUGCCUUUAUAUGGUGGUUUAUGGGAUUUCCUAUCGCUCUGGGGGACUCUUCUGGCAAAUUCGCCGGGGGAAAGGAUUUUUUUAUGAUGGACUUGACGAAAGAAUUAACUAAUAAUCCCACCUAUUUUGCCACUUGGAUGUUUCAAUGGGCUUUUGCCGCGACCGCUGCUACAAUCGUAUCGGGAGCUGUUGCCGAGAGAUGCAAAUUUGUGGCAUACCUAGUGUAUACAACAGCUUUAACAGCUUUUAUAUAUCCUGUUGUAGUUCAUUGGGCUUGGUCAUCGGAAGGUUGGCUUUCUGCAUGGGUAAGUGAAGAUGAAAAACCCUUCCUGAAGGCCAACGGGUUCAUGGAUUUCGCCGGAUCUGGAGUUGUUCACAUGACAGGUGGUGCGGCAGCACUCAUGGGAUCAAUUUUUCUAGGUCCAAGAACCGGCCGCUUCACGCCAGCCGGAUCUGUUGUUGAUAUGCCAGGUCACUCGACGGUCCUGGCAGCCUUGGGUACUUUUAUUCUUUGGUUUGGAUGGUAUGGAUUCAACCCUGUGAGUACUCUCGCAUUUGAGUACAUGGGUGACGCAGCUCGAGUCGCAGUUACGACUACGCUUGCUGCCGCAACAGGGGGAUGCACAACUCUAGCAAUCCACGUUGCCUUAAAGAAUCCGCCAGACGUCUUCCCAGCUUUAAAUGGAAUCCUCGCUGGUCUUGUUUCUAUUACGGGACCAUGUCCUGUUGUUGAACCAUGGGCUGCUGCUUUCAUUGGGUUUGUGGGAGGAUUUGUAUACUACGGAUCGAGCACGCUACUUAAGAAGUUGCAGAUUGAUGACCCCCUUGACGCAGCUCCCGUGCAUUUCUUCUGCGGUAUUUGGGGCGUUCUCUCAGUAGGUCUAUUCGCUGAAAAGUCUUACACAAAGAGUGUAUAUGGAAAAGAUGAGGAUUCCUAUGGUGCAUUCAUGGGUGGUGGUGGAAAGCAACUCGGAAACCAAAUCAUCGGUGUACUUGCAAUUAUAGGUUGGGUAUGUUUCACGUGCUCUAUCGUUUUCGGAAGCUUGAAGGCACUUAAGUUAUUGCGCGUUAGUGCGGAAGAUGAAGAAGUCGGUCUGGAUUCUUCGCAUCACGGUGGCGACGCAUAUAAUUUUGAAGCUGGGCGAGGUAAGACUGUUUCGUAA